Ciona intestinalis (vase tunicate) is the source of this 1567-nucleotide messenger RNA. The record is from RefSeq and is a predicted model, not a curated record. NCBI's taxonomy places the organism in Eukaryota, Metazoa, Chordata, Ascidiacea, Phlebobranchia, Cionidae.
UUGUGUUUAUCAGUGAAGCGCUAUAGUAAAAAUUUUAAAUAUGUUUGUGUAUUUAAUUAAAAACCGCUGCAUGUUCAGGUGGUUGUACUUCAGAAAACUAUCGAUUACCAUAUCAAGCUAUAGAAAUGUUGCCGCAUAUUAAAAUAGCCAUCAUUGGUGCUUCUGGUACGGGCAAGACGUCUUUCAUUAGGAAAUUUAAAACCAAUCAGUUUAUUCAAGAAGAUGCCCAUAAAGAUUAUUGUGAGAUGAUGUCUCCUGAUCUAAAACGAAGAAACCGCAAUUCGAAAGCGAAGGAAGCGAUACAGGCUUCACUAGAUGUACCAGCACACAUGGAGAGGUGCCAGGCAACAACCUGUACUGUACUGUUUAAACCGAAAUUGGUGGGCAAGCAUAAUGGAGUUGAAGAUCUGCUUGAUAUUACACUAAUGGACUUUCGGGAGUUCGAAAAAUUUCCUCUCGAUUCGUUAGAAGAGUGGGAGACAAGAGGAGCUAUUGGAGUGAGGUCCGCUGACGCGUAUAUUCUAUUUUAUGACGUCACGAACUUCUCGUCUCUUGAGCACGUAAUCAAUAUGAGAGAAGGCAUUGUAGAAUCGUGUGCUUUGAGUAUGGAUAGCCAAGCUAAUGGGUCAUCGAAUUCACGUGCCAAGUACAAGGUAUCCCCUAUGUUUGAGACAACUGCGCCAAUGAACUGUUUUAGCGAUCAGAAAUUACGUCGCAACUCCGACCGGCCCACAAAAACGAAGAAGGGUUUUUGUCCAAGCGAUCAAAUAGUGAAAAGAGCUCUUCUGAGAGCAUAAAAGUCCGAAACAUCAUCGCAUCUUCAUUUUUAAGUCCGCUAGCACCAGUAGCAGCACCCAGAACGAACGAUACCGGUGCUUUUAAAUCAAGUCCGCGUCAAUACCCGCCUGUUUUUAUGGUCGUUGGCAACAAACGAGACCUCUGCACACCUGGCCUUUCCCCAAUCUAUAACUAUGGCCCCGCAGCGUCAUCUCGUGACGAAAUUGUGCUACGAAAUCGAGAAGUAAACGAGCGUAAGGUGUCGCAGUUGGCGAAGAAAAGCUGGAGGUCGCAACACUUUGAGAGCUCUGUGAAGUUUGGCUGGAAUGUGAACACAGUUAUCCACGAAACGAUAAAAAUGGUGAUGACGACCAAAUACCCGAAGCGGUACAAGCCCUAAUUUUUCCGGGUCUUACUACCAGGAAAUGAAUCAAAACUAGGAUUAACUGAAAGAGACGUUUUCGCUAAAGAGUAGCGCUGUGUGACCUGUAAAAGCAUAUUGUCUCACAAAACAUUUAUUGGUGCACCUUUUGUUUCUUGUUUGUAGCUAUCUAAGAUCUUAUGCACAAAUAUUGUUUUUCAAAUAACAAAACAUGGAAAAAGGUUUAGAAAGUCACGGACAUAGAUUAAACAAUAUCACCUCAACCAGACAGUAUUCAUCCACAAGACUUUGAUUAACAUUGCUGCAUUUCAUUUAACGUUUAAUUGUGUACAGUAAAUAUUGAUAGAAUUUCGAUUUUUGUUUUUUUCAUUAUAAUCUAAUCUUUGAAACAUGAUAGAAAACAAAUUC